UGUGACUCCUCUCGCUGCUUGAAAGUCCAAGGAGCAGCGGUCGAUGCGUCGAUGCUGUUGGUAAAAUUGUUGAGGUCCUGAUCCGAACCGCCCCGUCUCAAUUCCUUGCUUGCCAAUGGAGGGCAAUGUGCUAAAAAAGACCCCACUACUCAGAGUAACAGUUACUGAUGAGAGCAGAGACGACCGAACGAACUACUGCCAGUGCAAGAAUCCAACAACGCAAUACAACACAGCCACACACGCAGUCUUUCCUACCAUCUUUUCGUGGCGGUAUCAAGAAGUGUGAAGAGUGUUCAUUCAAUUCUUAAUGCAUUUAUCCGAGCUAUAGCCUGGCUUGACAACGGAGACAAAGGGUCCUUGUAUACCCCGAACUCGAUUGAUUUCUACGAUUUCCUCCGACCACGUCUUACAGAUACUAAACUCGACCACUGAGGCGCCUCAGAAAGCCGUACUACUAGUAUUGGUUUUCUGAAGCUGGAUGCCAAUACUACUCGAGUGCAAUCCCAAGAGCUCCUACCGUACUUCCUUGGCCCCACUGUGGUGGUGCCUUUGCCAGCUGUGAUUCUUUCAAUCUCCCCCCAUCUACAAAUUGAAUUCACAGGAAGCUCUUUGAUUCUUGCACCAAGCAUUCGCUGCUCUGCCUCUUAAUCAUCACAUAACUUGGCUUAUUGAUCAAAGCAAUCGGCAAUCUUACAAACAUGAAGAGAGGAGAAACAUCCCCGGACCAACAAGCCAUGGGCCAAGCCGCCAUGGAAUCAGGAGGUGAGGUUGCUUCGACAUCUACCCCCGUCGCCAAGCGCCUUAAGAUGGCGGAAGACGGGAAUGCCGAUGAAGACUCGGAUGAUAAUGACGCUAACAUGGUGGAAGCUAAGAUGCCUGCCGGGAGACUCAAGUCCUUGCCACCCGAAGACGAAGAGGAGCACGACAUCAAGAUGUCCGGUAGAGCAUCCCCCCAAAUGACUGCCGAAGAGGUGGCAGCCGCCAAACCACCUCCACCUCCCCCGCCACCCCCGGAACUCAUGACACAGUCCUUCCCUCAGAGGCUCAUGGAGAUGCUAGAUAAGGAGGUAGUACCGGAUGCCAUGUGGUGGGCAGAAGAGGGAAGAGCAUUUGCUAUGGACCUCAGCAAGUUUGGUGAUGUCUUACACCGACAUUUCCAAGCCACCAAGUAUGCGAGCUUUACCCGAAAACUCAACAAAUGGGGCUUUCGCAAGAUCAACAACAUUGACCCCGACGCUCCCGACAGCGUCGUCCUCUACCGGCACGAACUCUUUCAAAAGGACAAACCUGAUCUGCUCGCCAGCAUGAGCACCAAGAGAAAGAAGAAGGACAAGAGCAAGGAUAAAGACUCCAAGAAACGCAAGGAUGACAGCAACAAGUCAGACGAUGAGUUCGAAAGUGAAGGAGACCUAAAAGCCAGGGACGCAUCCGAAGACACCACCGAUGUGGAACUACAGGUCCAGGCCGUGGAAGACGAGAAGCAAGACCAACCGGAGGAGGAAGAAAAGGCACAUUCCAUGGACUCGCCGCCACAAAGACUGCCUCAUCUGCGGCCCCUCCAAGAGUCGGAGAGCAAGAGUGAAGGAACAUCCGACUUUGUCAGGCAGCAAAUGCAGCAGCAGCUUUCCCUGGCAUCCUCGCUGGCUACCCAUCGUAUCACCGGACAGCACCAGCAGCAACCAACGAUGGUCCCAGAACGACAGGUCGCCGCUCGGCGACGGGAUCCGAGUACUAACCAAAGUCUACUGGAAUCUUGGUUCGCACAAGAGUCAGAGCAACAGCAAGAACAGCAAAGGCUGGAACUGGCUUUGCUUCGUCAACAGCAGGAAAAUCUCGCAAACGAAAUGGUCGCUCAGCGCCAGCUUGCUGCCUCCACGAACCGUCUUCCCUUGCAUCUGGCUUCAUCCAUCAGCUUGGAGGAGCGCCUGGCGGCUCUGCAAGAUCCUGCUCUUCAAGGGAUUCAUCAGCUCACAAGUACCGCAGGUCGGACCAUUCCUCCAGCCAGGUCUCACAGCAUGAAUGAUAUUCCAUCUGCCCUUACACAGGGCGGGAACUACAAUGAGCUUGCUGCCAGACUCCGGCUUCAGCAGGCACAAGCUCAGGCGACUGACAUGACCAUGUCCUUAGGCUUGCCUCCACAAAAUCUAUCGGACCUUAGGGCUGCACUGGAGGCACGAUCACAAGCCGACAUUGCAUCCACACUCCAGCUCCUGGCAUCACCGUCUUCACCAGCGCAGUCUCGUUUGGCCAUGCGAGGCGACACGCUCUCUGGUUUCGACCUUUUGUCACCGAGAAGUGGCGCGGCAGCCACCAGCAAUGCUGCUGCUGGCCUUCAUUCUACCUUGCACCAUUCCAGAAGCUUUCCUGAUACCACAGCCCUACUUCAAAUGCAGCUGCAGAUUGAACAGCAGGCUGGAAUUAGACGGGCGUCUACUUCCAGUGCAGCGUCUCUGUCGGCAGCAGGCGGGGCCCUGGCAGGAGCAGCCGGACUUGGUGGAUCCGCAGGGGCGGCAUCAUUUGCUGGUGCGGCCUCCCUUGCCGGGGCUGGAGGUGCGGCGUCUCUCGCUGGCGCCGCUCGUUCCAACCAGCAUCCUACGGACCAACAGCUGCUGGAGAUUCUGUUGGAGAGGCAACGUUUGCAACAACAGUUGCAGGAAGAACAUCAACGUCGUCAGCAACGAAGGUAGACUCGAAUCGAUGACAACGCCACAGCAGACAAAAGCAACGACUUCGGAGGGGUGAAUUGCGCUUGCAAAUAAAUGAAUUGGCUUGGAAACCCGGGGGCAUUAUUUAAAACGACUGAGGCUUGAUCGGUGUGGCUGGAUGAAUGGGACUUGAGAAGAAUUGGAAGUCGGCAUGGUUCGAACACCGAAUACAUGAUAUCAAAAAAGGGGACUUAAAACAUGCAUGAAAGACUCGACGCAGAAAGAGAACAUAAUAGGACAAUGCUGGCUACCGGCAGCGAGGUGGAUUGGCUCACUGCAUGUCCUGGGGACAAGAAAUGACUGUGGCCUCGUCUGUGCAGACAGACAGACAGAGGUACGGUACGCUAAGGCCACAUAGAUAGAUUAAAAUCUGAAAUAACUCCUUCAAACCGGAAA
Molecule: messenger RNA, 3101 nt
Organism: Seminavis robusta
Lineage: Eukaryota; Bacillariophyta; Bacillariophyceae; Naviculales; Naviculaceae
Source: the annotation of a GenBank genome assembly